AUGGCCCUUGGUGGUGCACUCCUCCGCUUCGGCGGCCUUUUCAUUCGAAUCCUCCAGUUCUGCGUCUCAGAUCGCAACAUCAGCAUUCUCAACAAAUGGCUCGCCGUCGAGGGUAUGACAGGUGCGGCGACUCUGUACGCGCUUCUCGCCUGCGUCUUCAUCCUCUUCCUGGGUGGUAAAUCAUUCUUCGGUUACCUCGGCGCUUUCCUUGAUAUCCUCUUUGUCGGAUGCUUCGCUGCUGUUGCCUACUAUACACGCGAGGGUACAAACAGCUGCAACGGCUUCGUACGAACACCGCUUGGUGACGGAGAUUCAGCGUCCUCAACUCUUGGUGGCUACGGUAGUGACGGAUUCGGAGCUGGCAGCGGCGAGAACUUGACAUAUGCUUCGAGCCUACACACAGCCUGCAUCUUCAACAGGGUCGUCUUCGCUUGUGCCAUCAUUGCCAUCUUCCUCUUCCUUCUGUCUGCUGUCUGGCAGAUCCUGAUGGUCAGACACCACAAGAAGGAGAAGAAGUUCGGCCCAAGCCCAUCCAACAACUACACCUCGGGCACUGGCAAGACACCUUUCUGGAAGCGAGGUCGACGCAACAAGAACCGACACACCAAGGACGCGGAAACUGUCGGCGCCAUGACUGCUAUGCCUCAUGGUACCGCCGUUAGACCUAGCCACGAGACCAGCACUACUCUAGGCAACAACACUCACUACCCUGAGCCCAAGUACGGUGAACAGGGUUAUGGUCACGUCAGAUCAGGCUCACCAGUCUAUGGUGAGCCAGGCUACGGUCAGAAUCACUCAGCUAUUGGUCAAGGCCAGCACAUGCAUCAAGCACCAACGCCAGGCCUGAAUCAGGGUACCUUCCACGAUAGAACCACUGCUGAUGGUCGAUUCUAA
Molecule: messenger RNA, 894 nt
Organism: Lithohypha guttulata
Lineage: Eukaryota; Fungi; Ascomycota; Eurotiomycetes; Chaetothyriales; Trichomeriaceae
Exons: 2
Coding region: 1-894 (297 amino acids)
Source: RefSeq, a predicted model, not a curated record